This is a messenger RNA of Sungouiella intermedia, 1233 nucleotides long. The record is from the annotation of a GenBank genome assembly. Lineage: Eukaryota; Fungi; Ascomycota; Pichiomycetes; Serinales; Metschnikowiaceae.
AUGAUGCCGCUGCGGAAGAAAGCCCCUUCGAAUCUCAGUAUUCCUGUGAACACUAAAGACCCUGUGAGGCUUGCCUUUCUUGGGGGGCCUAAGUCAGGGAAAACUGCCCUCAUCUCCAAACUCACUACUGGAACAUAUUGUGACACGUACUAUCCCCUGCGGCUGACGGUGCCGGUGCUUUUCAACUUUGCCCCAUCCAAAACAGACCUGGAAAUACUUCUCGACGAGACACUGUCCGCCAAAGCAUUGAAAGUUGUGCUGAAACAGACCAAUGUGCUUGUAAGUCCUGUGGUGUACAAUGCUCUCCAACAGAACUACUUGAAAACUGCGCCAACAGUUGCUAGUGAUACAGAGUCGGUGACCAUCACGGGAAACAAUGGCUACUAUGCGUCGUACAGGCGGAAAAGCGCAGGCGAGAAGGAGUCUGGCGUCACUCCGAUCAUGACAGAGCUCAUUGACACCCCCGCAUUCAACCCGAGCCAGAUCGUUCCCUUUUUGGAGGCUUCGUUGUAUGUUCGCUUAGACAGGGAUGUAUUGCAUAAGUUGGCAGAUGUGCCUCGCCAGCCAGUAUCGACCAACCCAUUGAUUGUGGCCAGUGGAGCCAGCGAGAUGAAUGGUCUGGUUGAUGGAUAUUUUUUCGUGUAUAAUGCCAUCCCCACAACAGAGCCACCUUCAUAUGAAGAGGUCAGUCCUUCCACCAGCAACGAGGACUCGUUGUACUCGACCUCCGUGGAUUCAGCAGAAUCAUACAAUAAAGAUGGAACUUUAAAGUCACUCACACUUCACACCAAUGCGAAUGACAAGACCUUCAGUUUGCUCCCAGUAAUGAAGGAUGCAUUGGAAGAGGCCUGGAAGGAGUACUACACUUACAAAACAAGAUGGGAAUUGGGAGAGGAGAGAGAUGUCUUUUCGUUCAAGACUGCUCUUAAGAACAUGUGGAACGAGCGUGGAAACCAGCCUUCAAUGUCAGAAAAGAAUAUCCAACUCAUGGAUACAUCGAUAGACCCUGCAUCUCCACUGUGUCCACCACCCAUCUGGAUUGUGUGUACCAAUCUGAAGUCACCAUUGGCAUCUCCCAAGUUGAUGGAGGACGGAAAGAACUUGGCCAAGUUGUGGAGAUGUGGCUUUGUUGCAUUGGAUUCCAACGAGGACGUGGAAGAGGUUCUUGCGUUGAUGAUUCGUGAGUUGGUCGAGAGACGAAAGCUCCAGAAAACUAGAAAGAGACGUGGUUAG